This is a messenger RNA of Lodderomyces elongisporus, 2700 nucleotides long. RefSeq lists its product as uncharacterized. The transcript has a single exon. Bases 1 to 2700 code for a protein of 899 amino acids. The record is from RefSeq and is a predicted model, not a curated record. Lineage: Eukaryota; Fungi; Ascomycota; Pichiomycetes; Serinales; Debaryomycetaceae. Gene Ontology annotation, molecular function: RNA binding. Gene Ontology annotation, biological process: nuclear-transcribed mRNA catabolic process, deadenylation-dependent decay.
AUGAAUCACCACUUCAUACCCAAAUCCUCACCUUCGUCGCAGCAUGACCAGCUUCUACAACAACAGCAACAGCUACAACAGCAGCAGCAAAAUAGAAAUAGGUCAGAGACAUUGCCAACUUCGUUCCUUUCACGCAAUCCGUUAACACCAAACAACUUGAAUCGCAUACAACCUCCAUCAUUGAGUGGGAGCCCAAUUAGCAUCAACCUACAAGAGAGCAAAGACCUUCUUUCGGUACCAAAGGAUAUCAACAUCUCAACAUCUCCAUUAAACAACAAUAGGUUUAGUGGCCAUUUUGGUGGCGAUACAAAUUUGAACUAUCUUCGCACUCUGCCUGCCAAUCGAGCACGUUCGGGAUCGCUAUUCUCAUCGCAUUCGAUCUGGAAUGAUGAUCCACAUUCUUCAUCAAAUGGAACAAGCUUGAACUCGGAUUCCGGUGCCAACUUCUUUACACCUUCAUCGAAUGCGACUUGUAAUAGCCACAUGCAACAACAACAGCAGCAGCAACAGCAGCAUCAACAAGCACAAGUGCAACAACUGCAAGAACAACAACUGCAGAUUUUGAGAAACAGAUCGCAUACCAUCAACACUGCAGUCCCCAAUGUUUUUGCCGAGAAUGACUUAUAUGUACCUGCAAGUUCGAAUGUGCAAUACCUAUCUCCAAACCAGCAAAAUGACGUGCAACUAAGAGUACGUUCCCAAACAUAUUCUGGCAGCAUUCCACCAAAUGCAUACGAACGAUUGAGUGGCUUGACACCUUCAGUGAGCCACACCAGCAGUAUAAAUAGUAAUAGCUCCCAAACACAUACCCAUACUCAUACCCAAGGUCAAGGUCAAGGUCAAGGUCAAACUCGAGCACAUGCUUCAAUUCCUGUGUUUGAAGACGAAAUCAUUUCCGAGAGUAGAGAUGGCACUUUCAAACUGCCUUCUGCUGUUGAAGCACACGUGAUUACUGCACAAAGAUCGAGUGCCAGUCCUGACACAUCGAACUCUGCACACACACAAAGCAAUAUUUUGAACAUUAUAAAUAGACUUUCUGCAUCAACAGACAUGUCGAUAAUCCAAUCACUUAUGCACAAGUCAAAGUCAAUUGCUCGUGACUAUUACAAAGACGACUUUGGCCCGUUACCGGAACCCAUUGCAUCGCGCCAGUUUGAUUCGCCAACUUUGCGCGACUUGCGUAAAAUUUUGGAAAAUAGAGAGUCAAAUGCUUGCAAGGGAACAGACAUUGAAGAAUUUAACGACUCUAUGUUGUCGAACGUGAACUUGGAGGAACUUUCAUUGGCUAUGCUUGAUGAGUUGCCUGAAUUAAGCUACGAUUAUUUGGGCAACACUGUUGUACAAAAAUUGUUUACACUAGUUGAUAGUAAGCUUAUUAGGUUGAUGAUGGUGAAAGAGGUGACACCAUACCUCACACAGUUGGGUUGCCACAAGAAUGGGACGUAUGCCGUUCAGAAAAUCAUUGCCACUGCACACGGCGAGUUCCAGCAAAUGUAUUUGAUAGGUGCAAGCUUGAAACCAUAUGCAACCAAAUUGUUUAAUGACCAAUUUGGCAACUAUGUAAUCCAAGGCUGCAUCAAGUUUGGCGCACCUUACAACAAUUUUGUGUUUGAAGCCUUGUUUGACAAUUUCUUGCAAAUCAGUUUGAACAGAUUUGGAGCUAGAUGUGUUCGAACCAUAUUGGAGAGCAGCCACGACUCAGGGUCGCUUACUGACGAACAAAAGCUUUUGGUGGCUGCACUCAUUGUGCACCAUUCAAACGAGUUGAUUGUAAAUGCCAAUGGUGGUUUAUUGGUUACGUGGUAUUUAGACACGUUCCAUGACUACGAUAACAAAGUGAGGCUUUUAGUGGAAACUCUUAUACCUAGAAUCGAGCACUUUUGUGUCCACAAGUUGGCAAACUUGACAAUCUUGAAGUUGCUAAAUGGUCGUUCGAAUGAUUGGGUACGGGUGAGUCUUGUUGAUGCCAUUUUCCAAAACACAAAGAACUUGGAGUUUAUCUUGCAGGAGAAUAAUGAUGCUAAUAAUAGUGCCGGUCCACUAUUUAUAUACAAGGUUUUGAGCAACCCGGCAUUGACAGAAUUGACAUCACUGUACCUUCCAGCAAUUAAGAGGAUUUUAAUGGAGGUCAACAUAAUCAACUACCACAACUACAAAAAGCUAAUGGACGAGGUUGGAUUAUCAAACAAGUUUAGAUACCUGAACCCUAAGCGAAACAGCAAGAGACAGCAUGCAAAGCUGGGCAAAUAUGGUUUUUAUGACAACAAAUAUCCCAUCCCAUACCCAUUGCCCACAAAUCAGUAUGCACCACAGCAAACACCGUUCCAGCCAGUCGUAAAUACUCAGCCCAUGUACAUGAUGCCAUAUUAUACAGCACAGGCGCCAGGACAAGUACCAGGACAAGCACCAGUGCAAGUGCGAGCACAAGGACAAGUGCAGGAGCAAUUAGAACCGCAAUCACACAUACAGGGACAGGGACAAGUUCUGAUGCAAGGGCAGACUUUUCCAAAUGCACAAGCACAUUCACAUGCACAUGGGCACGCACAUGCACACGCUCCGCCAUUCAUAUCUACUCAGCAGAUGCUGCCUCGAGACCUAGCAGUGAUGCAGCAGCUAGAACAACUAUCACUAAGUAGUGCUGCUCUUGGAUACACAUCGAAUCCCGGCACACCCACGAUGCAGAGAAAUCUGUAUAUCUAG